UCCCAUCACUGUAAAAUCUCCGCCCUGCAAUUCUUCGUCGCCAAAAAAUGCCGGCAGGAGAACUCCGGUACCCUUCCCCGGUCUCUUGUCCGCAGGUUCCUCAAGCGACGGAAACACCCAUGGAAGAAGACGAGGCGUGGGUGUGGGCUCAGAUAAAAGCCGAGGCACGCCGCGACGCCGAGUUGGAGCCGGCUCUAGCUAGCUACCUCUACUCGACGAUCCUCUCUCACUCCUCUCUGGAGCGAUCGCUCUCCUUCCAUCUCGGAAACAAGCUAUGCUCCUCCACGCUCCUGUCUACGCUCCUGUACGACCUUUUCCUCAACACUUUCUCCUCCGAUCCUUCGCUUCGAGCCGCCGCCGUCGCCGAUCUCCGUGCGGCUCGCGUUAGGGAUCCUGCUUGCGUUUCGUUCUCUCAUUGCCUACUCAAUUACAAAGGAUUCUUGGCAUGCCAGGCUCACCGAGUUGCGCACAAGCUGUGGGCUCAGUCACGCAGGCCGCUAGCCUUGGCAUUACACUCUCGAAUCUCCGAUGUUUUCGCCGUUGAUAUACAUCCUGCUGCAAAGAUCGGGAAAGGGAUUUUGUUCGAUCAUGCCACCGGUGUGGUGAUAGGAGAAACAGCGGUUGUUGGCAACAAUGUGUCAAUUUUGCAUCAUGUUACCCUCGGUGGGACUGGGAAGGCCUGUGGGGAUAGGCAUCCGAAGAUCGGGGAUGGAGUUUUGAUCGGGGCCAGUGCAACCAUAUUAGGGAAUGUGAAGAUUGGGGAGGGAGCAAAGAUUGGGGCAGGGUCAGUGGUGCUGAUCGAUGUGCCACCACGGACCACAGCUGUAGGAAACCCCGCAAGGCUUGUCGGAGGGAAGGAGAAACCGUCGAGGCAUGAAGAAUGCCCCGGAGAAUCCAUGGACCACACUUCAUUCAUCUCCGAAUGGUCAGAUUAUAUCAUUUGAAUAAUUCGAUCUAGUUUUGUUUGUUGUUAGUAUACUUCAAAGUUGUUCUGUUUUCGCAUGCUAUGGCAUUGAAAAUUGCAGUCUGUUCUCUCAUAUACUUGGCUCUAUUUUACUCGGACCCCGGGAUUUAAGUGUCGGAUACGGGUAUAUUCAGCAUUUUCUUAGUAUUUUCUUGUAGUUCUAUACUCAUGAUGCAGAAUUAUAUCGAAUAAAGGUGUUAGACAUAGAUGAUUGCAAUUGAAAUACAAGUUGUAUUAGCUGGA
Messenger RNA from Hibiscus syriacus, 1207 nucleotides. Its product is annotated as serine acetyltransferase 5-like. Gene Ontology annotation, molecular function: L-serine O-acetyltransferase activity. Bases 48 to 944 code for a protein of 298 amino acids. Gene Ontology annotation, cellular component: cytosol; cytoplasm. The transcript has 2 exons. The record is from RefSeq and is a predicted model, not a curated record. NCBI's taxonomy places the organism in Eukaryota, Viridiplantae, Streptophyta, Magnoliopsida, Malvales, Malvaceae.